ACAUUGGUUUGCUUCCCUUUUUUGUUGUUUGUAUUUGGACGAAGCUGAUCUAUUAUCAUUCCAACGUUUUUAUGGGUGCUACACGUAUAUAAUAUCUGAAAAUUGAAAAAUCAAGACAAGUAUACCCUUUUUUAAAACUGAAUUUGAUUAUGCACGACAUGUUCCGACGUAUUAGUGCGAUUUUCAAAUGAGUGAAUUGAAUAAAUAGCAGCGACCAAUUCUGUCCAGCACAGUUUCCAAACAGUUUACAAGACAGUAUGUUGUUCAACCUCCUCAGAGAAAAACACAAAAUAAAGUUCCACUUGAUAAAGGUCCAUUCAAUUGGAAGAGCUUUGGUAUAGCUGCUGUCUUAGGUGGAGCUUUACUAGCCUACAUGUCCUACUUGAAGAAACAAAAGGAUACAGCUAUGCUGAAGGAGCGUAAAAGGCACCUAGGCAAGGCCGCUAUUGGUGGAGCAUUCGAACUAGUCAAUCAGGAUGGAAAAACUGUGAAAAGUUCUGAUUUCCUUGGCAAUUGGGUCCUCAUCUAUUUUGGAUUCUCUCACUGCCCUGACGUCUGUCCUGAAGAAAUGGAGAAAAUGGUCGAGAUUGUCAACAUUCUUGACAAGGAACAUCCUGAAAUCAAGCCAAUCGUUCCACUAUUUAUAACUGUGGAUCCUGCACGAGAUACUCCAGAGGUUGUGAAGAAGUACAUAGCAGAGUUUUCUCCGCGAAUUACUGGACUAACAGGCACGCCAGAACAGAUAAACAAGGCUUGCAAAGCUUACAGAGUGUACUUCAGUGCUGGACCACAGGAUGUUGAACAGGAUUACAUUGUUGAUCAUACAAUUAUUAUUUAUUUGGUGAGUCCUGAAGGCGAAUUUGUGGACUACUAUGGACAAACAAGAAGCCCGACAGAAAUAGUCAAUAGUAUAAUAAUCAAUCAGCUGAAGUACGAUGAAGUGACCGGCAACAACAAAUCUUGGUUGGCCAACCCAUUCACAAAAAGUUAGUUAAAACAUUAGGCACUGGUUAGUAGUGAGCGAUGGCACUGAUCAGCGAGUGUAGUGAUCGCAAGUUUGAAAGUGAUUGAGUGCUAUGAAAGUGUAGGCGAGACACAGUGUUGCUUAGAUGUGAAAAUGAAUUUACAAUUUUUCCAAGAUAAGUAUCUUCACUUUUACGUUGUUAUUAAUAUUGAACCGUUAACCUUGUAUAUUAAUUAACAAUAAAGACCUAUUGAAACUUACAAAACCACA
Messenger RNA from Nilaparvata lugens (brown planthopper), 1234 nucleotides. RefSeq names its product protein SCO1 homolog, mitochondrial (gene Scox). Gene Ontology annotation, biological process: mitochondrial respiratory chain complex IV assembly. The coding region runs from base 374 to 991 and encodes 205 amino acids. Lineage: Eukaryota; Metazoa; Arthropoda; Insecta; Hemiptera; Delphacidae. The transcript has 5 exons. The record is from RefSeq and is a predicted model, not a curated record.